AUGACACCCAAGUUUAUUCUCACCCUGAAAUGCCUGUACAAGGCUGAACUGAAAAACAAACAUGCCAAGGAGCAAUUGUGUCAUGAGAUUGAAAUUCAGAAGGAACUGCGACAUCCAAACGUCUUACCCCUCUAUGGAUUUUUCCAUGAUGAAAACCGGGUUUUGUUGAUGUCGGAACUCGCACCAAAGGGGGGUAUCUUCAAGUGCCUUACAGAACUUGGACAUUUCUCAGAAGAGCAGGGAAGUCAAUACAUUUCUCAGGUGGUGGAUGCAUUGCAAUAUCUACAUAGCAAGCAUGUCAUCCACCAUGGUAUCAAGCCUGAAAAUCUUCUCCUUGGUCUUGAUGGAGAGGUGAAGAUAGGCGAUUUUGGAUGUAGUGUCCAAGCAAACAGUAAUUGCCGGAUGACAUUCUGUGGCACUCUCGAUUACAUUGCCCCUGAAAUGGUUGCAGGGGAACCCUGCAUGGAGAAAGUGGAUCACUGGGCACUGGGUGUCCUUGUUUAUGAGUUUCUUGUUGGCAAUGUACCCUUCAAAGCAAACAGUCCCAUAGCAACAUACCAACAGAUCCUGUUGAUGGACUUGGAACUUCCCAGUCACAUUUCCCCAGAAGCUUGUGACUUCAUUGAACUUCUGCUGUGCAGAGAGCCUGAGAGGAGGCCUCUUCUUAGCGAUGCAGCAAGUCACCCUUGGAUAAUGGGCGAUCGUUUUUCACCAGAACUUAAAUGUGAUCUCCUUCACCUUGGACCCCUGUAA
Cantharellus anzutake is the source of this 753-nucleotide messenger RNA. RefSeq names its product kinase-like domain-containing protein. The coding region runs from base 1 to 753 and encodes 250 amino acids. The transcript is spliced from 5 exons. Gene Ontology annotation, molecular function: protein kinase activity; ATP binding. Gene Ontology annotation, biological process: protein phosphorylation; mitotic spindle organization; regulation of cytokinesis. Gene Ontology annotation, cellular component: spindle midzone; spindle microtubule; chromosome passenger complex. Lineage: Eukaryota; Fungi; Basidiomycota; Agaricomycetes; Cantharellales; Hydnaceae. The record is from RefSeq and is a predicted model, not a curated record.